CCACUUUACCAAAAUGUGAUGUUGCAUCCAAUUGUCAAGUGGCUGUCAUUCACAACAUGCAUACCCUAUUUAUUAAUCGUUAAUUGGAAAAGCCAAAACCCACUACUAUACUGCUUUGCAUUGCAUAUCUCUCUCACACUUCUCUCCCAUAUUCAAUUAAUCAAUAUGGCUUCAUGUUUUCCAAAUGCAUCUCCAUUUUUGGUCAUGCUCGCAAUGUGCCUCUUAAUUUCCACCUCUGAAGCUGAAAAAUAUGUGGUUGGAGGCAGUGAAAAAUCCUGGAAGUUUCCUCUCUCAAAACCAGAUUCACUCAGCCAUUGGGCCAACUCUCACCGAUUUAAAAUCGGCGACACUCUCAUAUUUAAAUACGAAAAGAGAACAGAGUCAGUGCACGAAGUGAAUGAGACGGAUUAUCAAGGGUGCAACACGGUGGGGAAAUACCACAUUGUGUUCAACGGUGGCAACACCAAGGUGAUGCUUACCAAACCUGGAUUCAGACACUUCAUUAGUGGAAAUCAGAGUCAUUGCCAGAUGGGGUUAAAGCUGGCUGUGCUUGUCAUAUCGUCGAACAAAACCAAAAAGAAUCUUCUUUCCCCAUCUCCUUCGCCUUCACCGCCACCAUCAUCGUUGCUAUCACCAUCACCUUCGCCACUUCCAAAUAAUCAAGGUGUUACUAGUAGUUCAGGUGCGGGAUUCAUCGGGGUUAUGAUGUGGUUGAUGUUAUUGCUUUAAAUUGAGAGUAUUGUGUAUUCGCAAUUUUGCAUGUUAAUGCCUCCGUCACUAAUCACUAUAUAUGCAAUAUAUAUAUUUGUGGUUGUGGGGUUAGUUAUUCAGGUCAAGCAUGCAUUUUCGCUUUCAUUUUUGUAAUUUUUUUUAAAAGUUUGGACGUUUUCUUUUGAUUGCGCAAUUGUGCCCUUAAACUCAAUGCCCGUCUUGGUAAUUUUGAGAUUGAAUAAGUCAUUUGGAUUUUUAUGCA
Glycine soja is the source of this 973-nucleotide messenger RNA. Its product is annotated as early nodulin-55-2. Gene Ontology annotation, cellular component: plasma membrane. The record is from RefSeq and is a predicted model, not a curated record. The transcript is spliced from 2 exons. Lineage: Eukaryota; Viridiplantae; Streptophyta; Magnoliopsida; Fabales; Fabaceae. Gene Ontology annotation, molecular function: electron transfer activity. Bases 19 to 729 code for a protein of 236 amino acids.